Striga hermonthica is the source of this 1095-nucleotide messenger RNA. The record is from the annotation of a GenBank genome assembly. Lineage: Eukaryota; Viridiplantae; Streptophyta; Magnoliopsida; Lamiales; Orobanchaceae.
AUGACUGAUCACUCCCUUUUCAAGUUGCUUUGGAAAGGUAACUGGUUUAUCCAAGAGAAGAGCUGCAAGAUACUUUCUUUGAUAGUAACUGGAGGGCCAAGAUCUCAUGAUGGUGCCCAUGCCAAUGGGGCGUCAAAGUUGAAGAAGGAUAUCACCACUGUUGAUGACGUUUUAAAGGCACUGGUUGACUGGCUGUGCUCACAGCUGAGGAACCCAUCUCAUCCUAGCCGCAGUAUUCCCACUGCUGUUAAUUGCCUUGCAACUUUAUUGAAGGAACCUGUGGUUCGAUCUUCAUUUGUUCAAGCAGACGGAGUGAAGUUGCUCAUUCAUCUUAUUUCUCCAGCAUCCACUCAACAAUCUAUCCAGCUCUUGUAUGAAACCUGCCUUUGUGUGUGGCUCCUCUCAUACUAUGAGCCUGCAGUUGAGUAUUUGGCCACUUCUAGAUCCUUGCCGAGGUUGAUAGAAGUUGUCAAGGGAUCCACAAAGGAAAAGGUUGUUAGGGUAGUUAUUUUAACUCUCAAGAAUUUGCUGCACAAAGGCACAUUUGGUGCCCAGAUGGUAGACCUGGGACUGCCGCAGCUUGUUCAGAAUCUAAAAGCUCAGGCAUGGAGUGAUGAGGAUCUGCUGGAAGCUCUGAAUCAAUUGGAAGAAGGAUUGAAAGACAACAUUAAGCAGCUAAGUUCUUUUGACAAGUACAAGCAGGAAGUCCUCCUUGGACAUCUUGAUUGGUCGCCCAUGCAUAAAGAUCCAAUAUUCUGGCGCGACAACAUCGCUAAUUUCGAGGAGCAUGAUUUUCAGAUCCUUAGGGUCCUCAUCACAAUUUUGGACACGUCCACCGACCCACGGACACUUGCUGUUGCCUGCUAUGACCUCUCACAAUUCAUUCAGUACCAUGCGGCCGGUCGUAUCAUUGUGACAGACCUCAAAGCCAAAGAAAGAGUGAUGAAAUUGAUGAACCACGAGAAUGCAGAGGUCACCAAAAAUGCCUUGCUCUGCAUUCAGAGGCUAUUUCUGGGGGCAAAGUACGCCAGUUUUUUGCAGGCCUAUAAUUUAUUCAUUUAUUUGUGUUUGGGGCAUUUGAAGUGGACCGGAUGA